Paramecium octaurelia is the source of this 1119-nucleotide messenger RNA. Lineage: Eukaryota; Ciliophora; Oligohymenophorea; Peniculida; Parameciidae. The record is from the annotation of a GenBank genome assembly.
AUGGGUAUUAUUUAAUUUAUAAUGGGAUAAGCAUGCUGUUAAAAAUUGAAUUAUCUUCCGAGCAUAGGCUAACAACCAGAACCAUUAUAUACUCAAACCUAUAAUGAUGUACUCUAUAAAUUUAAGAUACCCUAAGGCUCAAUUUUUGACUCCUGAACAAACAUUACCAAAUGUCAUCUCGAAUGCAUCAUUCUUAUUCAAUUUUAAUAAUUAAACUCAUACUCUAGAUUUAGGCUUUGGUAGUAAUGUCUUUUUUUGUGAAUAACCUCCUUAAAUAGAGAAUGAAAUUGUAUUGUUCACAUUAUCAAGUCAUGGUAAAUAUAAGUUGCCAAAAGAACUAAAUCUUAUAGAUGUUACAUUCUAUCCACCUAUUGUAAUAUUUUUAUUAACCUUCAAGCAAUAUAAGAGAACCGAUAUUGUUUAUGUUGGAGGUUGGAAAAAUUAUUAGCGAAAUGGAUAUGGAUUACAAUAUUGGCCUACAGGAGCUUUUUAUGAGGGGGAAUGGAAGGACGAUAAGGCUAAUGGGUAAGGAAGAUUGAUCCACUCUGAUGGAGAUAUGUAUGAAGGGGAAUGGAAGGAUGACAAAGCAGAUGGCAAAGGAACUUAUUAUCACUUUGAUGGGGUUGAGUAUACUGGUGAUUGGUUAGACGAUCUACCUCAUGGCUAAGGAAAGGAGGAAUGGCGUGAUGGAACUGAGUAUGAAGGAAGUUUUAGUUAUGGAAAAAAAGUUGGAAAAGGUACAUACAAGUUUGCUGAUGGUGGUGUGUAUGUAGGCGAUUUUCAAAACAAUUAGAUGUAAGGAAAAGGUGUCUAUACAUGGCCAGAUAAGAAAGUUUAUGAUGGCUAAUGGGUCUAAGGGAAAAUGGAAGGCAAAGGAAGUCUAAUUUGGCCGGAUGGUAAAAAAUAUGUAGGUAAUAUAAACAAACGAUUUUUAAAGGGCAAUAUGUUAAUGGUAGAAAAGAAGGGUAGGGAACUUUGAAUUUAGGGGAUGGUACUCAAUACAUAGGGUAUUGGAAAGAUGGAUAAAUGCAUGGUUUGGGGACAUUUUAAGGCAAAAAUGGAAUUUAAUCAGGAGAAUGGUAUGAAGGCAAACUAAAAGUAGAAUCACAACAACUUUGA